AUGGGUAUCGAGUAUCCAGUUCCUGUUGCCCAAGAUUCACCGUUUCCUAUCGAAAACAUCCCAUUUGGGAUUUUCUCAACAGACUCUGACUCCACACCCCGAGUUGGAACUAUCAUUGGAGACCACAUCAUCGACGUCAAAUUCCUGGCACAGCGUGAUGUGUUUGAUGAUCCUGCACUCAAGUCAGCAUUGUCUAAAGGAACGCUGAACCACUUUGCUUCACUGCCUCUAUCUGUCCGCGCAUCCACUCGUCAACGCGUAAUUGACCUAUUGGAGGAUUCAUCAUCGACCCUGUUCAAAGACGAGGAUAUUAAUUCAGGCGCCUUCGUCGAUGCCAAACAAGCCAAAUUGCAUCUCCCUUUCGACAUUGGUGGUUUUGCGGAUUUCCUCGCCUCAGAAACCCAUCAUGACAAUGGUAACAAGAUGUCCGGGAAGUCGGUACCAGCCUUCUAUCACUUCCCACCAAUGUAUACGGGUCGUACGACAUCCAUUGUCCCUAGUGGACAGUCGGUCAUACGUCCGAAGGGAAUGAUUCCACCACCUCCAGGGUCAAAGGAAGGGGCCGGAUACCAGUUCGGCGCUUCAACAAGAUUUGAUUUCGAAGUGGAGAUGGGGGUCUUCAUUUCCAAACCAAUCCCGUUCGGCCAGCGUAUUACGGCUGAUGAGGCAAAAGAGCAUGUUUUUGGUCUGGUUCUCUUGAAUGACUGGUCGGCAAGAGAUAUACAGUUCGGCGAAAUGAUACCGAUGGGCCCCAGCAACGGAAAGGCAUCAGCUACGACCAUCAGUCCUUGGGUUAUCGUACCUGAAGCUCUGGAAGAUGCUCAGGUCGGAUUUAUAUCAGAGAAUGCGCAGGCUCAAAUCGAAUCACACCCUCCCCACCUACAACAUUCGAAGGGGGAUACCAACGUAUCAUGGGACAUCGUCCUCGAAGCUCACGUCUCGGGUCCUGGCGAGUCGCCAACCCUGAUUUGCCGCUCAAACCUCAAAGAUUUGUACUGGUCGCCUUAUCAAAUGAUUGCGCACUAUGUGUCACCAGGAAGUGGUGCGAAGACAGGAGAAAUGAUCGGUACAGGUACUGCUUCCUCACCUGGGCACACGGAGGAGACUCCCACGCUAGGCUGCCUCUUCGAGCUGACUCUUAGUGGUAAGAAGCCUUUCAAGCUGCAGAGUGGUAGGGAAUUGAGCUGGCUCGAAGACGGGGAUGAGGUCGUCUUGAACGGUUGGGCCAAAGGCAAAGGUGGGAAGAAAAUUGGCUUUGGCGAGGCUGUCGGAAAGGUGCUGCCAGCCAAAUAG
Molecule: messenger RNA, 1293 nt
Organism: Fonsecaea multimorphosa CBS 102226
Lineage: Eukaryota; Fungi; Ascomycota; Eurotiomycetes; Chaetothyriales; Herpotrichiellaceae
Exons: 3
Coding region: 1-1293 (430 amino acids)
Biological process (GO): L-tyrosine catabolic process; homogentisate catabolic process; L-phenylalanine catabolic process
Molecular function (GO): fumarylacetoacetase activity
Source: RefSeq, a predicted model, not a curated record